AUGCGCGCCGCUGCAAUGACUGAACCCGGCAACUUCGAACCCGAGCUUGCGAACACGGCUUGCGAGCUGAGCGCUUUCCGAGAUGAACUCCGCCGCUUCGCCACACGCCGCAAGACAGAGGCUCAGAGCUCGACCUUUGCAGGUGAUUCUGCCGGUGGAGGAGGGCCUGCCGAGGCAAACGGAGAUGGACUCUUCCAAGAGCUCCAAGAAGGCCGCGGCGGCCCUGUGUCGCUGGGGGAAUUGGACUUGCCUUCGAUGGAUCCCCCGAGCUUGCCCAAGGGACUUGCAGCACGGCUUAGGGUGGCAGCGGCGGAAUGUGAGGCCAAAGAGCCCGUGUCGGUGUCCAGGCAAACCGUCGAUGCGAAUGCGACCCAAUCUUGCUCUGCCGUGGAAGUCUUCGUGAACAGUGGCGGCUCCACUUCUCUGCCACAAUGCUACGCGGAAGAUCACGGGCUUUGCACGGCCGCAGCCGCUGUCCGAAAGACGGAGGUGACCGAGGCCGAACUGGCCCAGGUGGCCGAGGUGAGGAGACUGCGAAACGAGUUGGCAGCUGCGGAGAUGCGCUCACUGGAGAUGGAGGGUCGCCAGGACGAGCUGCUCGCAGAGCUGAAGGCGUUUCAGCUCGAGAUCCGCCAGGAGGAGGCCUACAACCAGGAACUAAGAGCCGAAGCUCAGCCGGCUGGAGAGAAGCAUGCAGCGAGGGAGCUGACGGCUGCUGGAGCCAAGCUUUUCAGACUGCUUCAAGCACAGUACGUGAUGGCUAGGCCCGAAGCCCUGGCUGGCCAAAGGCCAUUGUACAGUCUGCCGAAAAGCUCAGCCUUCGAUGAAGCUGCGAGGACACUCCUGUCGGAGAUGUCUGCGUCUCUUCAAGCCCUGCAGGAGGCUCCAUGCUUGAGAGGGCAGGGACACCGUACUGCCACAGGAGCGUAUGUUGCGAAGCUUAGUCCGGACAGAAGUCUCCUUCGGUCCUCACCUUCAGAUUCGCGCAAUGGCAGAAAGAGUUGA
Molecule: messenger RNA, 1005 nt
Organism: Symbiodinium necroappetens
Lineage: Eukaryota; Dinophyceae; Suessiales; Symbiodiniaceae
Source: the annotation of a GenBank genome assembly